This is a messenger RNA of Gryllus bimaculatus (two-spotted cricket), 546 nucleotides long. Lineage: Eukaryota; Metazoa; Arthropoda; Insecta; Orthoptera; Gryllidae. The record is from the annotation of a GenBank genome assembly.
AUGUGUGUUCUGCGCAGCGCUCCGUCUCAGUUCAGGGUUCGUGCGGGCAGCAGUUGCCGCAGAUCGGGAGGCGCCCUCUACAGGGUGACCAGCGUGUACAGACACGACGACUACGAUUCGAAGAAGCACGACUACGACAUUGGAGUCAUGCGCAUCGACGGAGCCUUUGAAUAUAACGAUUUCGUUCAGCCCAUACCACUGGCUACGUCUUUGCCAAAACCUGGUACCCCAGUGAUCGUUGCUGGCUGGGGACGCACCUCAAGCAAUGGACCGUUCUCUGAGAGUCUGCUGGCCAUGAAGCUGAGCGUCUCGACGCCAGCCUCCUGCAGGGGCAGCUUCCCCUACGUGACCUCCCGCUUGUUUUGCGCCGAGGACCGCGACGGAGGGGGCAGCCCGUGCAAGGGCGACUCUGGGGGGCCCCUGGCGUGCGUCGGGGUGCAGGUGGGGCUCGUGCAGGGGGGCAAGCAUUGCAGCCCUGACCUGCCCUCACUCUUCACCAGCGUUCCCUACUUCCGCGGUUGGAUCAGGAAUAUCACUGAGGUCUGA